AUGGCUGACCCAAACUCGGCUCAGCUCAACCGGCCCUGGCACAGUCGAGAGAAGCCGGACGCUGCGCGACUCCAAUCAGCCGUCCAACAACUGUGCAUCUCACGCGAACAGGUCGCCGAGCUGCAAGGUUACAUCAAGAGGCUCCUGGACGAGGAAAGAGAUGCCCAGCAAUUCCCUAUCGAACUGCUGCUCAUAGGGAGGUUUCAGCGUGAGUGGGAAGCAUGGCUCAAGACGCCCUUGGACCAAACGCACUCAGCUCUCAGGGACUGCGUCGCCGCCUUGCGACAGGGCAUUCCCCUUCUCCAGCCCUCGACGGCGCGGUUGGCCCCGAUCAAUGAUGCUUCAGUACAAGAUGGUCACACAGUUGCCCUCGGCUCUUCCCACGGAUCUGAUACUGGACCCGUCACCCAGCGAAGCGGAUGGCCAAGCACUGUUCAAUCGUUCCCGUUGACCUCCCUGACGCCUCCGACUACACGCGACUCACAAACACGCGCCGACGAUUCCACGAGUGGUCCACUCGAAUCCUUCAGGAGGCGCUGUGUUGGACACUUGCCUGGCCUCAGCCAUGAGAUCUUCGAAAUACACGACAUUCCCAAGCGCAACCCCACGCUGGUCAUAGUCGAGAACGGCCCGGUCGGCAUCAGUCCCGUCAUCGAGUCCUCAGCGAGCGGGAACGAACCCGACAGUCCCAUUCUGGGCGACAAGCUGGUCGUGGCUCCUCUCAGCAGCACCGACCCCGCAGGGCAAUACCAGGCCGAUGACACCUCGAGACCGCAAAGGCCGCUCCGCGGGACUCAGAACACCGAACCCAGCAAAGCGCCGCUCUCUGGCGGCAGCUCUUCACGCCAGUCCGUCCGGGCAGGACCCUCGCUCCGCGACCCCGGGCACGCCGACGCAAGCCACCGGCAUCAACAACGCCUCCCGAACCUGCGCCCCCCUCUCGCAGACGCAUGCCCUCCACGCCCGACCCUGCGAGCAACAACCAAGCGCCUCUCCGCCCCGCCGUCCAGCAGCGCCCCUCUCACUGAACAACCACCACCGCGCUGCCGCCCAACCACCCACCCCAGCCUCACCCCUACCCUAGCCAACACCACCACCACGCACACUCCCAACAACGUCAUGAUCAGCAACAGUAGUCACAAGAGUACCAGCUCUCAGCCUCCAAAAGCAAGCGCCAUUGCUCCCCACGCCCACCGCCGCCAUCCACCCACCAGCAGCCUGCCAAGCAGCACCCUCCUCCUCCAUCCAGGCUCCGCGGAGACAGAAGAAGUUGGCGCUCGCGCCCGAGGCCCAGCUCCGGGCUGGGGCCCGGCUUCCGUCUGA
This is a messenger RNA of Thermothielavioides terrestris NRRL 8126, 1323 nucleotides long. RefSeq lists its product as uncharacterized. The transcript has a single exon. The record is from RefSeq and is a predicted model, not a curated record. Lineage: Eukaryota; Fungi; Ascomycota; Sordariomycetes; Sordariales; Chaetomiaceae. Bases 1 to 1323 code for a protein of 440 amino acids.